This is a messenger RNA of Heterostelium album PN500, 1182 nucleotides long. Its product is annotated as thiolase family protein. The coding region runs from base 1 to 1182 and encodes 393 amino acids. Lineage: Eukaryota; Evosea; Eumycetozoa; Acytosteliales; Acytosteliaceae. The transcript is spliced from 3 exons. Gene Ontology annotation, molecular function: acyltransferase activity, transferring groups other than amino-acyl groups. The record is from RefSeq and is a predicted model, not a curated record.
AUGUCAAGUGCAAUCUUAGAUCGUGAUGUAUAUAUUGUAGAAUGUGUUCGUACACCAAUUGCCAGAGGUUAUAAUAAUGGUGCUUUACAUAAUAUCCAACCAGUUGAUUUAUUAGCAAUGACAUUGGAUGAAUUGAUGAAGAGAAGUGGUGUUGAUAAAGCAUUGGUAGAAGAUGUAAUCGCCGGUGUUGUAUCACCAGUAAAAGAACAGGGUGCAAACAUUCCACGUUUCGCUGCAUUGAAAGCUGGUUUCCCAAAACAUGUUCCAGGUGUUCAAUUAAAUAGAAUGUGUGGUAGUGGACAACAAGCAAUUCAUUUUGCUGCACAGGCAAUCGCUGCAGGUAGUAUGGAUAUCGCUAUUGGUUGUGGUGUUGAGAUGAUGAGUGUCGUUGCAAUGGGUUCGGAUUGGCAAAUGGAUAACCCAGAUUUCGUAAAGGGAUUCGACUUUAAGGUUCUGCAUCAAGGUGUUUCGUCAGAGAUGAUCGCCGAGAAGUACAAGCUGACACGUGACGAACUCGAUAAGUUCAGUGGUCGUUCUCACGAGCUAUGCGACGCCGCCACCAAAGCCGGCCAUUUCAAAUCACAGAUCAUGCCAAUCAAGGUCGGUGACAAACUGAUCGACACCGACGAAGGCAUCAGAGUUCCAGUCGACUAUUCAAAGAUGAAGAAACUCAAAACACCAUUCAAAGAGAACGGUUUGAUUACCGCUGCCAACGCUUCGCAGAUCUCUGACGGUGCUGCAGCAGUUCUGCUCUGUUCCGGUAGAAAGUUGAAGGAGCUUGGCUUGCGUCCACGUGCCAAGAUCGUGACUUGCGUGGUCGUCGGAUCCGACCCCGAGUAUAUGUUGCUCGGUCCCAUUCCAGCGACACAGAAAGCAUUGAAGAACGUUGGAUUGAACGUCGACCAAAUCGACCACUACGAGAUCAACGAGGCAUUCGCAUCGGUCGUAUUGGCAUGGCAAAAGGAGCUAAAGAUCAACCCAGCCAAAAUCAAUCCAAAUGGUGGAGCAAUUGCACACGGACAUCCACUCGGUGCAACAGGUGCCAUUCUCAUGACCAAGAUGGUCAAUGAAUUGGAACGUACAGGUCAACGUUAUUCACUUCAAACCAUGUGUAUUGGAUUUGGACAGGCAACCGCAACCAUCAUUGAAAAUUGUAAUUUUAAACCAAAAUCAAAACUUUAA